AUGUCAGGCUUCGAGGUUGUUGGCGUCGUGCUGGGUGCAAUUCCGCUCAUCAUCUCGGCCCUUGAAUGUUACAAAGUCACUAGCCAGAGGAUUAAAUUCAUGACCAAGAAAGAGCUGCUCCUGAACCAGCUAAUCCAAUCGCUAGAAGAGCAAAGGUUCUUUUUCCACACCGAUCUCUGCUUGGCGCUUAAGCCAACCCACCUGGAGGAGGAGGAAAUCACCGCCCUGAUAGACGAAACUGGGUUCGAUCUGUUUCAGGAUCCAGGUAUUGCAGACGCUCUCAAAGAGCAUCUUGGCGAGGGCUUUGCAUUGUACCUCAAUGCCGUCACUCGAUGCGAGUAUAUUCUCGGCACUAUUGUUGCCAAUAUCGGCGGUCUUGUAUCCACAGUUGAGGUACCCAUCUCUGCUUCGAGUAUCUGA
Molecule: messenger RNA, 420 nt
Organism: Aspergillus melleus
Lineage: Eukaryota; Fungi; Ascomycota; Eurotiomycetes; Eurotiales; Aspergillaceae
Exons: 1
Coding region: 1-420 (139 amino acids)
Source: RefSeq, a predicted model, not a curated record